UCAAAGCCGGCUGAGCAGCCGCCUGCACACAGCAGGACGAGGCGCGGAUGCGACUUCUGCUUCCUGCCUGCGAAUGAUGGAGAGUGAGGCCGGGAGGAGGACCAGCGCUGCUUUUGUUGCAGGUACAGCGGGACUUCCAGCGGCCGAGGAGGGACAGGGCAGAACGAGGAGCACCGCAGACGUAAACACUGCCAUGCCCUGCUUCAUGCAGCAGCGAUCCUCCGCCCGCUGCUCCUCCUCUGCUCCAGGACAGAGCGCUGUGUUCUAGAGGACAGCUCGGGAGGAGGAGGAGAGGGUAAAUAUUUGGUGCUGAAGUUGGGUCCGGGAUAGGAGGCUGUCGCUGAGGCAGACUCACUGCUGGGGUUCCCCGGCAGCCUGACUCUGCUGAGUCCGCGCUCUGCGGCCAUGCGGCAGGCAGCAUCCAAAGACCUGUUCCCUACAUGAGCUCCAGCUCCUGUGAGUAACAGCAUAAAACUACCAGCGCUCCUUCUCAGCGUAUCUGCAGUGUUGUGCUGUACUCUGGGAGCAGGCACACUUUCCACAUUUCACAGAGACGUGAUGAGCUGCUGACGUUUUACUGAAGCAGGUGUCUGACACAGGAAUCAAAGCUGCCCCUGCAUGACUGCUCUGUGGGACCAAUCUCUUUGUUGCCACAGUUCACAUUAAGAGGCAGCACCAUGGGUGCCAAGCAGGGUAAAGGCCAGGAGCCUGCAGGAGCCAGUCCUCAGCACAGUUGGAAGCGGACACCCACCAAGGAGCGGGGAGACAUCUUAGCCUCCCUCAUGCUGAAGUCAGGGGACAGGCUGAGCCGUAGCGGGACGCCACCGCCACCCUACCAGCGGCGCAUCGGCAUGAUCCAGGAGAUGAUGCUGAUGGCCAAACAGGGCAAGCAGGAUGAGGCCACGGAGAUGCUGAAGACGCUCCGACAGGACCUAGGCAUGGAAUCAACAUCACUGGAUGACGUGUUGUACCGCUACGCCAGCUUCAGAAACCUGGUUGAUCCCAUCACGCAUGAUCUGAUUAUCAGUCUGGCGCGAUACGUACACUGCCCUAAGACGGAGGGAGACUCUCUUGGGGCGAUGGAAAAGGUUUGUCGUCAGCUGACCUACCAUCUCAGCCCCCACUCUCGAUGGAGGAGACAGGGCCUGCUCAAGAGGAAACCUCAGGCCUGUCUGAAGGCAGUGCUGUCAGCCCCUCCAUCCAGCGGGGCAUUGGAUCUUUCCGGCAUCCCUCUCACAGCUCGGGACAUGGAGCGUCUGUGUGCGCACCUGCAGCGCUACGCGUCUACUCUGAUCAGCCUGGAGCUGGGCUUCACUGAGCUCACAGACGAGGCUUUCCUCCUGCUGCUCCCCACACUGGCCUCUCUCCCACACCUGGAGACUCUGGCACUGAACGGAAACAGGCUGACCAGAACGAUUCUGAAGGAGCUGACAGAUGCCCUGAAGGAUCCGGGCAGUUUCCCAAGCGUGACAUGGAUUGACCUGGGCAACAAUGUGGAUAUUUUCUCCCUGCCGCAGCCCUUCCUGGUCAGCCUGAGGAAGCGCUGUCCCAAGCAAGGCAACCUGCCCACCAUCCAGGAGUUUGGAGAGAGCCAGGCCAGCGACCCCCCUGAAAGGCUACGGGGUCUUGGGGAAGAGGAGGAAACAGACGACACCAACCGGACUGAGAGCAUGGGCGAGCUCCGUUCGGAAGUAGAGGAAGAGCUGGAUGGAGAGAUGGAGAUACAGGAGAUGAUGGAAGAGCUGCUGGACUUUGACAGGGAGGUACAAGGGAAGGAGGAUGAGGAGGAGAGCAUGUGGACAGUAGGGGAGCACAGGAAAGGAGGGGCGCGGAGGAGAGAGAGGGGAGGGGAUGAGGAGGAGAAGAAGGAGAGGGUGGUGCAGAGGAGAGAGGAGCGUCCAAGGAGGAGGACAAGGGCAGUGAUGGCAGAGUACGAGGAUGACACACAGAGCUGUUCGAGCCAGUCGCAACACUCAUCUGGGGCAGUGGAGCCAAUGAGAGUUGAGGAAGACGAGUUUACCGACCAAUCAGAACACUUUACCUGAUCGGUCCCCACUGCUCGGUUUAUGUUUAACUUCCUGUGUCUACUUCUACAUGGAAGGAGGCGAGAGAAUUCUGUGGCUGAAAAUGCUGCAGUGCUGCAUAAAUGUGCCACUCGAUGUCCCUCCCCUGAUCUGAAUCACAGCUUCAGACGCUGACGGAGUGGCUGCUGAACUCAGACUGAAACUCAAGCCAGUCCCCAGCAGGAAGUGUGUUUUACCUUAGCUGUCUGUUGUUUAAAGUACUAAUAGACCACAGAUGCUAUUGCAUAGUAUAGACUGAUAAAUUAUAUCACACGAGGCUUUCAUGUAUAGAAUGCUAAUCUAUAUUCAGGUCCUUCCUCCUUGUAAUCCCAGUAAUACCUACAUGUGCCUGUAACACGUCCCAUUCCUGGUUAAAAGACAAAGUAAUCAGGGCCUUUAUAAGGAAAUGUUUUUGCCAAAAACUACAAGUGGAACUGUGUAAAAGGCCCACGUGGGUCAAAGGCCAGCCUGAUGGAUCGGAAGAUCUUUGUAGAAUCCGGUUGCUGCUUAAGAAAAUGAACAGAUGCACUGUGUUUUAGUAGAAGAAAUGUGAUGUGAAAUUUGAUGAAGGUGAAAUUAGUAAGCUAAAAAACCACCCUGAUAAUAGCUAGAGCAAUGAGUGACUCUGGAAGAAAAAGGUCCUGUUUCCAAGGCUAUGCAAGGGAGAGCGGGUGACGAUGAGCCAGCUUUUACUUGAGUCAACCUUUAGCUAAGAGGAGUAAUAACUUCAGGAAAUUAUAUCUCGCUUGAAAACUUAUCAGACGUAGCUAACUCAACUAAACAACAAGAUAUUUCAUCUCAAAAUGUGGGAAGUUGAGCUUAAAACAGAUGAUGAUCCAUCUGAGAAAAUAGUAACAAACCAUUCUUCUAACCGUACAUGUAAUUAUUUAGAAUUAGAUCUCAACUCCCGGUUAUUAAAUAGACAUUGCAGCUUUUUUGUCUAUAGUGCUAAAAGAUGAAGAUACUCCGCUGUCCCUCUUAAGGAAAAGCUUAAAUUGGAUGAAAGCUUUGUUGCUUUGAGGGUAUUUUCAUUGUUUUUCAUUUUCACUGUCAUGACAAAAAGUUUUGGAGGUGGCACAACAAAUUUAUUAAGUUUUUGAAACAUAUUAAACCUUUAUAAUGGUUCUUCACUGUAUCAAAGAAACAUGAAAAAUAAACUAAAUACAAAAUGAAGCAAAUGAAAACAAACCCAGAUCUGUUGGCCUCGACUGUACAAUCUCAACUUUUGCAUUAAAAGUUAACAACAUUUAACAUAAAACACCAAUAUAGUCAAAAAUAUAGUAAAAACCAACUCUGUUUAAGAUAAAAUAUUCCUGUGCCCCAUACAGAUAGUUAUAGUAUCACUGGUUUAAUUAACACAUAUCUACACCAAUCAAACUCUAAACACAGCAUAACCGAAAUAAUGAUCAAAACUCUACUAAACUGAGGAUUUGAUCCAUUACCUGCAUCUUUAUGAUUGUUAUUUCAGAAGUAAUAGCUAAAUGCAUAACUCUUAGUAUGCAGGAUGAAGUAGAGUAAACUUAACCUAAUGUAAGAAAACCUCAAAACUAUAAUAAAUUAAGUUAAAUUAACUCAUUUUAAAGCUUUGCUGCUGUGCCUGGAAAGCUUUGACUGACAAUUAUUUUGUGAAAAGAUCUCCUAGCUACUUCAUCUACCUUGUUCUCGAAUGGAAAACUAAAUUUAAGGUCACAUGACUAAAGCCUACCCAAUUUAUCAGUGGGCAAAUAUUAUGGCAGAUGUUAGCAUCCACAUUUAUAACAGCACAAAAAGUUACUUUCAAAAGUUAAAAUGAUAUAGAAAAAAUUCUAAAUUCCUAUAUUGCUGUGCUAUACACAUAUAGGUGCUCAGAUAUAGGUGGAAGGCGACCUUACCUACUGGCUCAUCUUAUCCCUUUGUCCCCUGCAGUGGAUAGAAGUGUUAACCUCAUUGCCAUGCAUCCCAAAGCCAAGUGCUGAAAUAUUUAGUAGCCUUUUUCCUCAUAAUCCAGGUCAUGCUUCACACCGCGGCGCUGUACACUAGAGUGCAUCACACGCUUACAGUGCUGUGCUUGUAUAUAGGUCGCUGCUAUGCUGUACACUGGGUUACAACACAAUAUCCUUAUACAGUAUGUAGCUCUCACCUGGCUUGUGCUUUCUCUCCAUGUGUCAUUUAUAAUCCCUGCAAAGCUUUAAUAAACUGUAUUUUUAGAUGUACAGUACAUAUAUAUAUAUAUAUACAUAUAUAUAACUAAUCAUUUUUAUCUGACAGAUUUUUUAGAUUGUAUAUUAGCUACUUCACAAGUACUAUCACUGAAUUCAAGAAUUUGUAUAUUUUAAGGGGUUUGCAGUAGCAGUAUUCAUGUUUGUGAAUAACUCUUGAAGGAAGAGCUGACCCAGUUUAAUGACUGCCUGAUCACUGAAGAAAGACUCUGUCCAGGUAAAGAAUAUUACAUUGGAGCAAAGUAAAUGUCACCUUAAAACAGUCAAAAUUGCAAACUUUUUUUUCUCUCAGACCGUGGCCCUAGGUGCUAAUACGCUCACCUUUGGAGCUGUUUAUGUGUGUAUCAUAGCAAAUGAAGGCUUUUUGUGAUGUACUGCUUUGCAACAUCAUCAUAAAUUAGCAUAAACACAGCUGGCUCCAUUAUAGAGCUAUCUUGAAUCACUAGCUAACAGCAGGGGGUCUGCAUAAUAACAGAAACCCUGCCAAAGAUAUAGAACUGGCUGCGCUAGUCACAAAAAACCCUAUAUUGUAAUUCUUUUUAUUAUUAUUAUUUGUAGAGUUGUUCAAUUGAAAGGCUUUGAGAAGUGAGAGAGGCUAACACUGAUGUUGUUAUGAGACGGUGCUGAAGCUCUGAUGAACAGAAAGCAUGUGGACAGUAAAGCAUGAAGGGAAAGGGCCUGAUCCCAGUUUCCAAACUAAUAACCUUUGAAGCAUGUCCCUCUAAGGGCGUGAGGCCUUAAUGUAGACCUAUGUUUUUCCCUGGUGUCCCUAUUGCCUACAUACAAGUUUUAAAGAUGAGGUCAGAGUAUGCAGACCCUUUCCAAAAAAUUUGAAUAUCAUGGAAAAGCUUAUUUAUUUCCAU
This is a messenger RNA of Neolamprologus brichardi, 5124 nucleotides long. It is a transcript of the gene lrrc75a, whose product is annotated as leucine rich repeat containing 75A. Lineage: Eukaryota; Metazoa; Chordata; Actinopteri; Cichliformes; Cichlidae. The record is from RefSeq and is a predicted model, not a curated record.